UCUAAAUCUAAUCUAGAGGCCAGAAACAAAGAAUCUAUAGUCUAACUGGAACAUUUUAUCCUCUUGUAGAACGUCAUGAUGCUCUCCAUAGGACGCGCUCGGACACCCAGCGCCGCCGGAAGCGCACGACUUUCAGCAAAGCGCAGCUGAGCGAGCUGGAGAGGGCCUUCUCUGCCACGCAGUACCCUGAUAUUAAAAUGAAGGAGUCUCUUGCUUCUAUAACUGGGCUGCCAGAGUCUACAAUUCAGGUCUGGUUUCAGAAUCGACGCGCACGCUAUUUCAAGAGCAAGAAACCAUCCAGAGGGGUCCCCAAACCCUCCACAGACUACCUUGAUCCGCAGCUGCCCGGCACCCUAUCUCCCAGUCCACCAUUCCCCCAUUUUGCUCCUUCUGUCCUGUCUACUCCCAACUUGCCUUCCCCGUCAGGCUACCAUGCCCCCAGUUCACCUCAGUCCUCCAGGCUCUCAACCAUCUUCGGGAGUCAGGCCAUGUCCCUGCCCGCGCCUACAUCCCCUGUCUGCGCCGACCAAGCUCCAUCCUGCUCCCCGUUUGGACCAUGUCUCCCAGGAGUACCCCAGGACCAUUACUACCAAACCCCAGACUUUACUGAUUACUGCCAUGAGGUGUUUCCAGACAGCGGGCUCGGUGAAUGGGAUUUGACAGAGGACUUUCAGGCCUUCCUUGACGGUGCUCGGGGAUCCGAGCCUGUGGGUAGCCGCUGCGCCACAGUCACACAUCUUGGACCCAAGGAGGGCGUUCAGGUUCAGCUGGACCACCAACACUUCUUCAGCACCGACGAGUCCAUGGACGAUCUGUCUGAUCUGUGCUUUCAGGACCUAGGCGACUUCAGUCUGUCGGAUUUGGACAUUUCUGCUACGAUGAUCGAUUAUCUUUUGGGCUAAUUGACAAAAGGAAGAUAGACACUCGACACGACAAACAGAGCACGUUAUUUAUGAUGAGAUUGCCUUGAAGGAAGGACUGUGGACGAUGUGAAUAAAAUGUAUAGAAACAAUAUAUGGGUAUUAUUGUAUAUUGUAGAGUAUUACAUGAGAACUUCAAAUAAAAAAAGAUAUAUCAUAUAACCUACGAUGUGUUUGUUCAUUUAGUUCAUAAAGUCUGUUACACAACUGGCCAUCACGUGGCGCCGUGGCUUAGUUGGUUAAAGCGCCUGUCUAGUAAACAGGAGAUCCUGGGUUCGAAUCCCAGCGGUGCCUUUUUGCUGGUCAGAUGAAUGGCAUCCAGACCGUGGCUACCGGAGAUGUCGAGACGCUUGUGUAUUUUUCACAAAAUUAAAAAAAAAAAAAGUGAUUAAAAUAAACUCCCAAACAACUCAAAAUAAACUAGACAUCACAAGAGGGGGAAAAACACACAAAAUAAAACAAAGCAAAGCGAAUCUGCACUAAACUUCUAAAACUGUUGUAUUAUAUUGUGCUUUUUUUGGGUCCAAAAAAGUGGCUGUUUAAAUGCAGACCUGGCUUGUGACUUCUACUCAGGCCGGAUAAAAAUGCAUCAGCCACUCGCAGCAAACCUCACUGCAAACCAACUGAUGAUGAUGUGCGCAUUACAUUUGAAAACAGAUGUAAAAUGAACGAUGUACAUGUUGUAUGUUAUUUUAUUUUUGUGUACGGUAUCCUCUCUUAUCAUCCUUUAUCCAGCAGGGGGUGCAUCACUGAGGAGGUAAUGUCAGUCGAGGUCAGGGCCAAAGUAGCAGUGGUGCAACAAUUUUUAUUCUUGUAGGGACGCAGGUGACCAGCAGAGGGCAGUGAGUGCAUGUACAGCUCUGUGCUAAAAAUAACCACUUAUAUGCAGUAGGUUUUUUUGUUCUUGUUUGUUUUUGUAUUCCUUUGGUGAUGAGGUGUGAAUCUGUCUCAUAGAUUGGGCCAGAAUUCAUUUUAUGCAAAGG
Molecule: messenger RNA, 1903 nt
Organism: Scatophagus argus
Lineage: Eukaryota; Metazoa; Chordata; Actinopteri; Scatophagidae
Product: double homeobox protein 4C-like
Exons: 2
Coding region: 198-902 (234 amino acids)
Molecular function (GO): DNA binding
Source: RefSeq, a predicted model, not a curated record